Molecule: messenger RNA, 1258 nt
Organism: Nezara viridula (southern green stink bug)
Lineage: Eukaryota; Metazoa; Arthropoda; Insecta; Hemiptera; Pentatomidae
Source: the annotation of a GenBank genome assembly
AGAUAUUGGAUGGCCUUACGUGAGCUGCGCAAGUGUUCCAGGCGCAUAGUUCUAUCAGUAGAGUACUAGUUACUGCUUUUUACUUAAAGUCGAUUGUACUUCUCACUUUGGAGUGUUUUUGGAACAGCUGCAUUUCCUAUACUUUGAUUGAAGUUCUAGUCUCAUGUCGUUCCUAUUCAUUUUACGCUUACUACUCCCCUUAAAUUAGAAAUACUUGAUUAAUAGGGUUAGAGCUGAUUAAAAUUGGAAAACAUGGAUAAGAGAAAAUUAUCGACUUCAGGAGAUUCAUUGUAUUUAAUUCUUGGAUUACCCAAAACAGCCACCCAAGAUGACAUUAAACGAACAUAUCGUAAACUUGCCUUGAAAUACCAUCCUGAUAAGAAUCCAAAUAACCCAGAAGCUGCAGAAAAGUUCAAGGAAUUAAAUAGAGCUCAUGCCAUACUUAUUGAUAUCACCAAACGUAACAUAUAUGACAAUUAUGGAUCUCUUGGUUUAUAUAUUGCGGAGCAGUUUGGUGAAGAAAAUGUAAAUGCAUAUUUCCUUGUUACAUCAGGGUGGUGCAAGGCCCUGAUCUUAUUUUGUGGUCUAAUAACAGUUUGUUAUUGCUGUUGUUGUUGUUUCUGUUGUUUCUGCAACUUUUGCUGUGGAAAAUGCAAACCACGACCUCCUGAAGAAUCUGGGGAUUAUCAUACUCUUAAUAGAGAGGAUCAGUCGGGAACUGCUAGAGUGGUGACUGCACAACCUACUGCAAAUGCUGGUCAGGAGGACAGUGAGGAUGAAGGUGCAACUGGUGAACCAGCUGUUACAUCACAACCUACUUCCCAGCAAGCUUUUGCUAUGCCUGCUCCUAGUGAAGCUACAAGUCUAAAGACUUCAGAUCAAGUUACCUAUACUCCAGGAAUGGCACAAAGUGGUUCACCAUAUCACGUUGCUGCCUCUGGUGAGAUCAAGUAAUCAUUUAUUCACAUUAUUCAUCUUUUAUCAUUCAUGCCUCUAAAGUUUAAUCUACACAGGAGUGGGUACAUCCAGCUUUCUUUUUAUUAUUAAAUGUAUUUAAACUUAGCAGAUGUUUUAAAAUAUGUGUGUAUAUAUAAUAUAAUAUAUACACACUCACAUAAACAUAAACAUACUCAUAGUAUGUAUAUACAUAAUGGUUACAUUGAUUGAAAAUUGCUAUUGUUUUAGAUUUGUUUAAAAAAUUAAUAAACAUUAAACAAUUUUUAUAUAAUAUAAUCAUUUUUUUCUUGUUUAAAAUAAU